Molecule: messenger RNA, 1699 nt
Organism: Pseudo-nitzschia multistriata
Lineage: Eukaryota; Bacillariophyta; Bacillariophyceae; Bacillariales; Bacillariaceae
Source: the annotation of a GenBank genome assembly
GCUGAUGAUGAGCUACUACUACUACUAGCAUUCUUCUUUGUUGUCCAUCAUGUAUUACUAGUUCUACUAGUAAAGUUCUACUAGUAGUUGUCCAUCAUGUCAUACUAGUUCUACCAGUAGUAAUAAGCAAGUCUAGUAUUAGUACUUUUGCGAUUUCUUCCCGCUCCAUUCCUCCCGCUCCAAUUCUCGUCGAAGCCAUCCAUGGUCACCGACAGGGCAUCGUCGCUGGCGGUGAUGGGGGGUUGGCUGGGGUGCCAACCAAAGUUUCUACAGCGCUACGAGGCGAUGUACAAUUCGCUCGGCUUCGAGGUGCUCUCCGUCGUCGCAACUCCCCUGUCCGUCAUCGAUUCGACUCUCACCUACCAAUCCCUGCCCCGGAACCCCAUCCACGUUCCGUCGCCAAGCAAAUGGCCGUUGCGCGCGGGGGCCAACACCGAGUCCGUGCCGUCCGCCAGGAACGGCAUCGCUCGCAACAGAAUGCAAGACCUGGCGUGGAACGUCCUCGCAGAUAUCCACAACAGCGGAGCCGAUGUAUUCGUCUUUCACUGUUUUUCGAACGGCGGUUGCUUCUUGUGGGAAAGCAUCUGUCGCAUCUUGCUCUUCAGGGACAACAAAGAUUGCAACCGCCAGGUCGGGGCUGUCUUGCAGGCACUCCACGACAAAUGCAACGGGGUUGUCUUCGAUUCCUGCCCGUGCUGGUUUGGUACGAAAGAGGAAGGUUCCAAGUUGUCCCAGGCCCUUCGGCACUGCAGCUUAGAAGAGAGACAAGCCGUUCGAUCUGUGCACGGAGAACGAAUUGAUGCAGUCGACGACGACCUCGUGAAUCGCAGCAUCGAAUUUUUCGAAUACCUCGCAUUUCUGCCAUUGGAUGUUCCCCAGCUCUACCUUCACAGCAAAAACGACGAGCUCUCGAACCACGAAUACAUUGAGAAGAUCAUUGAGACCCGACAGUUGCAUCAGAAAUGUCCAGUGCUGUUCAAAUUGUGGGAACACUCAAUUCAUUGCAAUCAUCUUCGCAAGCAUCACAAAGAUUAUACGGAGGCAUUGAAGGCAUUCAUCAAAGAACUAAAUGUUUCGUAUACAAACAGAGCAAGACUGUGAACAGUGUUCCCCGACACGAAAAAAUUCGCAUGCAACCAAAAAGACGAGGGCGAGUAAAAAGAUGAUUACUUCAGUGCGAUAGGCGAAAGCAAUGAUUUAAGUCGGAAACGAUGGAGCGAGCUCACUGGCGGUAAAGCUGGGAGUCUCCUGCAGAAUCGUUUGCGUCGUUACUUCGAUCUCGUGAUUCAGGUCGUCGAUCAGAUUCGAUUCGUCGGAUUCUGUUUCUUGCAGCGAAAACCGGGCACUGCUGCUGCCAGCAGAGUUGCUGUCAAAGGAAGCCGAGGAGCGCUGAACUUGCAAACGCCCCGUGGCGUUCUGGCACAAGUGGCAUUCCACAAUGUCGUGGGAUACCAUAUCGCCACUUUUCUUGUCCAUUGCGGAGGCCGGGUGCUCCGGAAAGACCAUGCUGGUUUUGGAGGAGCCACACGGCAUGCAAAAUAGCUUGGAAAACCAGGACGGCUGAUUGGCCGACACCCCAUACAUAAGCCACUUGAGCACCCCGAGUUCGAUUUCAUCGCAAUGUUUCCUAGAUUCUAAAUCGAUAGCGUUGUAGGUUUUGCCGCAUUCCUGUGGGUUGCAAUAAUCGUUUGCUUCCUUC